Acanthisitta chloris (rifleman) is the source of this 954-nucleotide messenger RNA. It is a transcript of the gene DHODH, whose product is annotated as dihydroorotate dehydrogenase (quinone). The annotation marks the transcript as partial. Gene Ontology annotation, cellular component: cytoplasm; mitochondrial inner membrane. Gene Ontology annotation, biological process: UMP biosynthetic process; 'de novo' pyrimidine nucleobase biosynthetic process. The record is from RefSeq and is a predicted model, not a curated record. Gene Ontology annotation, molecular function: dihydroorotate dehydrogenase activity. Lineage: Eukaryota; Metazoa; Chordata; Aves; Passeriformes; Acanthisittidae. The transcript is spliced from 7 exons.
GAGGUGCGAGUCUUCGGGCAGCGAUUCCGCAAUCCCCUGGGCCUGGCCGCUGGCUUCGACAAGCAGGGUGAGGCCGUGGAUGGGCUGUUCAGGAUGGGCUUUGGCUUCGUGGAAGUGGGCACCGUCACGCCCCAGCCCCAGGAGGGGAACCCCAAGCCCAGGGUUUUCCGUCUGGCAGAGGAUGAGGCAGUCAUCAACAGGUAUGGGUUCAACAGCCAUGGCCACGUUGCGGUGCAGCGCAGGCUGCGAGCACGCCAGGACACACAGAGCAGGCUCACUGGUGAGGGGAUGCCCCUUGGAGUCAACCUGGGCAAGAACAAGAGCUCCACUGACGCUGUAGCUGACUAUGUGGCUGGGGUCCGGACACUGGGCCCUUUGGCUGACUACCUGGUUGUGAAUGUGUCCAGUCCAAACACCCCAGGGCUGAGGGACCUGCAGGGCAAGGCUGAGCUGCGGGACCUGUUGAGCAAGGUGCUGGCGGAGAGGGACCUGCUGCCCUGUGAGCGUAAGCCAGCUGUGCUGGUGAAGAUUGCUCCUGACCUCACCAUGCAGGACAAGCUGGACAUCGCCAGCGUUGUCUGUGAGCUAGGUGUGGAUGGGCUGAUUGUCAGCAACACCACAGUGAGCCGCCCCAGCAACCUCCAGAGCAGGCACCGCACAGAGCUGGGGGGCCUCAGCGGGAAGCCCCUGCGGGAGCUCUCCACACAGACCAUCAGGGAGAUGUACACCCUCACCCAAGGCCGAGUGCCCAUCAUCGGGGUGGGUGGGGUGAGCAGCGGGAAGGAUGCUCUGGAGAAGAUCCGUGCCGGAGCCUCACUCGUGCAGCUGUACACAGCACUUGUGUACCAUGGGCCGCCUGUGGUGGGGGCAGUGAAGCGGGAACUAGAGGAGCUGCUGAGGGAGCAGGGGUUCAAGAGCGUCAUGGAGGCAGUUGGAGCAGAUCACCGGUGCUGA